AUGGCUGACAAAACCAUCACCUUCCUCCUCUUGCUCUUCAUUUCUCUCCCCCAUUCAUGCUGCAGGGACUCGUCACCACGGUGGAUUAGAGGUGGUUACUGGGAUUCUUACAGCGAGCUCCCCAUAUCUGAAAUAAAUUCUGCUCUUUUCACUCACCUUAUGUGCGGUUUUGCUCGUAUAAACUCCUCCACUUAUCCUAUUUUUUUUAACUCAACUUCUGAACAAUCCUUCUACAAUUUCACCACCACUGUGAAACGCAAGAACCCAUCUGUUGUGCCACUUUUAUCAAUAUGGGGUGGGGGACAAGACUCUUCAAUCUUUUCUUCAAUGAUAAACGAAUCAUCUUCCAGAAAGACUUUUGUCAAAUUCUCCGUAGAAACAGCCAGGCUAUAUGGCUUCCAUGGCCUAGAUCUUGCUGGUGUGAAGCCAAACAGAGCCAUCAACAUGACAAAUUUAGGAAUCCUUUUCGAUGAAUGGCAUGAUGAGAUAAUUUUCGAAGCAAGAAACUCAGGUAAGUCAGAGCUUUUACUAGUAAUCACAAGCCAUCACUUGCCUUCUCAAGACUCGGUCAUCUACCCCAUAGAAUCAUUGAAAAAGAAUCUCAAUUGGAUACAUGUUUUAGCAUAUGACUAUUAUGUGCCUACAAGGGAUAAUUUUACAGGGUUUCAUGCUGCUUUAUAUAGUUCUUCAGGUUGGUUCAAUACCAAUAAUAGUAUAAAUGAAUGGCUGAGCAUUGGAAUUGAAGCUCAAAAACUUGUUCUGGGUUUGCCUUACCAUGGCUACGCCUGGACACUUACUAGUCCAUCUGAUAAUGUUGUUGGUGCACCGGCUUCUGGUCCCCGUAUCACACUAGAUGGUUCUAUAGGUUACAAGUUUGUCAAAUCGUUCAUUCAAUAUUAUGGUUAUGGAGCUGCUGCAGUGUAUAAUCACACUUAUGUUGUGAAUAUAUUCACUGUUCGAGCAAAUUGGAUCAAUUUUGAUGGCGUGGAGGCUAUAAGAGCUAAAGUUUCUUAG
This is a messenger RNA of Mangifera indica (mango), 1014 nucleotides long. Its product is annotated as class V chitinase-like. Gene Ontology annotation, biological process: carbohydrate metabolic process; chitin catabolic process. The transcript has a single exon. Gene Ontology annotation, cellular component: extracellular region. Bases 1 to 1014 code for a protein of 337 amino acids. The record is from RefSeq and is a predicted model, not a curated record. Lineage: Eukaryota; Viridiplantae; Streptophyta; Magnoliopsida; Sapindales; Anacardiaceae. Gene Ontology annotation, molecular function: chitin binding; chitinase activity.